AUGGACCGCGACUUUUACUCGUUUGCACGCAUCACCGACCUCAACCUCAACCUCACCUUUCGCAUAUCGUCGCUGCAGGGUAGCCUCCCACGCCUCUCGCGCCUCGAACAGCUGCAUCGCCCCCACGCUCGCAACUGGGGCGUACACCGAGCCGACUACCCCGACCUCUACGUCGAGUGCCGCCUCUACUCGGACAACAAGCCCCUCAGCCUGCCCGUAAAGACGGCCUACCGCCACUUUCGCAACAACCACGUCUGGUCAGAGUGGAUCACCCUCCCCUACAAGCUCUCCGACCUUCCCCUCAAUGCACAGCUCGCAUUCACCGUCUAUGAUGUCGCCGCCAGCGCAACCACCCGCGUCGUUGGCGGCACCACCUUCCGCCUCUUUAGCAAAAAGGGCACGCUGAAAAAGGCCCAGCAGCGCCUCUACCUCUGGCAGGGCGCCGAGGGCGACGGCAGCGCAGAGACCAGCACCCCCAGCAAGGUCGGCAGCGUCCAGGACGAAAUGGGACGCCUGGAAAAACUCAUCAAGAAGCACGAGCGCGGCGACCUGCCCCACAUCGACUGGCUCGACAAGGCCGCCUACCGCCAGAUUGAAAAGAUCCACAAGCUCGAGUCCGAGACGAGCGACAAUCUCUUUCUCUACAUUGACAUGCCUCGCUUCGACCUGCCAGUCGUCUACUGCGAGCACGAGGCCGCCGCUGCACCCAACGCGUCCGCCUACUCGGCCGGACCCUCGACCACGACCACGGCCGCCGCCGCGGUUCCCGCAGCAGCUGCGUCCAGCGGCGGAACCGUAGCCUCUACCUCACCGUCGGCACCCGGGGCCGCCGCAGCAGCAGCCCUCGGCGACGAGGACGGCAUCGGCUCGGGCCUCUUCACCAUCUUUGAUCCCGACAUCGCACGAGAGAACCCGGUCGAGGCCAAGCAUCGCAGGCUGGUCCGCAGCCAUCGCAGCGGCCCGCUGGACCGGGAGCUCAAGCCCAAUGCGGCGGUCCGCGACGAACUUAACGAGAUCCUCUCGUACCCGCCCACGCGGGUGCUGACGUCGGCCGAGAUGGACCGCAUCUGGUCCUUCCGGUUCUACCUGACCCGAGACCCAAAAGGCCUGACCAAGUUCCUCAAGUCGGUCGUGUGGUCCGACGCCGGCGAGGCAAAGCAGGCCACCGAGGUGCUGCUGCCGAUGUGGUCCGAGCCGGUCCUCGACGAUGCGCUGGAGCUGCUCGGUCCGACCUUUCGCGACCCUCGGGUGCGCGCCUAUGCCGUGCGCCAGCUCGAGCGAGCAUCGGACGAGGAGCUCAACCUGUACCUGCUGCAGCUCGUCCAGGCGAUCCGCUUCGAGGCCGGUGCGUCGGCUGCCCCGGGAUCCGCGACGGCGCCCUCGGACGGCGCCGCGACGGCAUCGACGCGCGACCGCGACCGAGACCGCGAGCGCCGCAGCCUGCUCGCGUCCCGCCACGGCGCUCUGGGUGGCGCCGGCUCGUUUGCCGGCUCCGGAUCGGCGUCGACGUCCGACGACAGCGGUCUGGCCGACUUCCUGAUCCGGCGCGGCCUGCGAAGCGCCGUCCUGGGCAACAACCUCUACUGGUACCUGGUCGUCGAGUGCGACGACAAGGCGACGGGCAAGCUGUUCCGCAGGGUCAAGUCGCGCUUCAUGGAGCGGCUCGGAGCCAUCGAAGGGGGCGACGAGCGGAAAGAGGUGCUGCGGCGGCAGGCCGAGCUGAUCGCCACGCUGUCGCAGCGGGCCAAGGAGCUGCGGUCGUCGCGCGAUCCGCGCCCAAAGAAGAUCGACAAGCUGCGCGCCAUGAUUGCCGACCCGAAAAACGGGCUGUCGAGGUUCGACCCGCCGCUGCCGCUGCCGCUCGACGCCGAGGUGCUGGUGACGGGCAUCGUGGUCGAACGCAGCACCAUCUUCAAGAGCAGCCUGCUGCCGCUGCGGCUGAGCUUCACCCGGGCCACCGAGGCCGAGCUGCGGGCAGCCUCGGCCGGCUCAGGCAGCGCGGGCGGCAGCCGCCACGGCGUCGUGGUCGAGGAGGGGGAGCAAUACGAGGAUGGAGAGCGCGCCACCUCGAGCGUGACCGAUCUCGGCGUCGCCACCGCCGGUGGCGCAGCUCCGUCAGUGCCGGCCUCUGCUGGGUCGGGCGCGCCCCCCGCCGCUCCAUCUGCAUCGCCGGCGGCGGCCGAGUACGGGCUGAUUUUCAAAAACGGCGACGACCUGCGGCAGGACCAGCUGGUGAUCCAGCUCUUCACGCUCAUGGACCGGCUGCUGCGCAACGAGAACCUCGACCUCAAGAUUACGCCGUACAAGGUGCUGGCCACGGGCGCCGUCGACGGCAUGGUGCAGUUUGUCGAGAGCAGCACGAUUGCCGGCAUCGUGAGCGAGUACGGCGGCAGCCUGCUCAACUACCUGCGCCACCACCAUCCGGACGACGAGGCGGUGGCGACGUACAAGGUCAAGCCGGCCGUGCUCGACACGUUUAUCCGCAGCUGUGCGGGCUACUGCGUGGUGACCUACCUUCUGGGAGUGGGCGACCGACACCUGGACAACCUGCUCCUCUCACCGAGCGGCCACUUUUUCCACGUCGAUUUUGGCUACAUCCUGGGACGGGAUCCGAAGCCCUUUCCGCCGCCGGUCAAGCUAUGCAAGGAGAUGAUCGAUGCCAUGGGUGGGCCGCACUCGCCGCACUAUGCGCGCUUCAAGGGCCUGUGCUACACGGCGUUUAGCAUCCUGCGCAAGUCGUCGAACCUCAUCCUCAACCUCAUCGCCCUCAUGGUCGACGCCAACGUACCGGACAUUAAACUCGAACCGGACAAGGCGGUCGGCAAGGUGCAGGAAAAGUUUGCGCUCCACCUCACCGAGGCCGAUGCCAUACGGCUGUUUGAGGCCCUCCUCAAUGAGACCAACUACUUUUCCAGCGUCCUCGAUCGCCUCCAUGAUAUGGCGCAGUACUUUAGGCAGUAG
Pseudozyma flocculosa PF-1 is the source of this 2961-nucleotide messenger RNA. RefSeq lists its product as uncharacterized. The transcript has 9 exons. NCBI's taxonomy places the organism in Eukaryota, Fungi, Basidiomycota, Ustilaginomycetes, Ustilaginales, Ustilaginaceae. The record is from RefSeq and is a predicted model, not a curated record. Gene Ontology annotation, cellular component: endosome; phagophore assembly site; cytoplasm. Gene Ontology annotation, molecular function: 1-phosphatidylinositol-3-kinase activity. Bases 1 to 2961 code for a protein of 986 amino acids. Gene Ontology annotation, biological process: phosphatidylinositol-3-phosphate biosynthetic process; autophagosome assembly; phosphatidylinositol-mediated signaling.